Xenopus laevis (African clawed frog) is the source of this 1812-nucleotide messenger RNA. RefSeq names its product dynein, axonemal, assembly factor 3 L homeolog (gene dnaaf3.L). The transcript has 11 exons. Bases 196 to 1689 code for a protein of 497 amino acids. The record is from RefSeq and is a predicted model, not a curated record. Gene Ontology annotation, biological process: axonemal dynein complex assembly; motile cilium assembly. Gene Ontology annotation, cellular component: cytoplasm; dynein axonemal particle. Lineage: Eukaryota; Metazoa; Chordata; Amphibia; Anura; Pipidae.
CUUCCGAUUGGUAAAAUGCGCUGUCAGUCACGGCAUGCUGCGGAUCGAUUGGUUAGAACGCUAUGAGAGAAGGGCGGUCAGCUGGUGCGGUUCAAACAGAGGAGCUACGGUAAAGUUUCAACCUGUGCUACCGUGUGUAACUGAGAACUAAACACGUCGUCAUACACUUUGUUCUACUAUUCUACUCCUAGCUCCAUGGCUGCUGCUGCUGGUAGAAGAAUGGGGCCGUCAUGGUGGGGGUUCAGCCCUGCACUGGAUCUUCAGGUGCACUGUGAGUCCAUUCAUUCUCUCCCCUCCACCCUUACAGGCUUGCAGGGGACCAUUCAGCACCUGACAUCUUCUGAUGGUUUGCCGGAACUGAAUAUCCUUCUGGUUGGGGGUGGCGAUGGCCGUCAUCUUCUCAAAACCAUUUGCCAAGCCAGUCGCUGGCCACAUAGAAAACUGAAAUUCUUCAUAAUUGAGAGUGACCUGGAACUGCUGGCACGACACAUGUUGUUUUUAAGUUUGGCUCUAGAACAUCCAGAACAAAUGGGCUUGCAAGAAAAGAGUGAGCUCUUUUUGGAGCUUUUUGGGAACAGCCUGAUCCGUAGUAAGACUGCCAACUAUCUGCAGGAGAAGUCUGAGCUGUUCAUCCAAUGUGUCACGGACCCAGAUUACCAACAAUGUGUUAUGCCAUUUUUAAACUUGUCUUCAAUAAAGUUUAAAGAACGAGACGAACUUGAAGACAUUUUUAAGUUUUGGAGAAUAGCCGACCCAAAGCUGUUCCCUAUAGACAAAUAUUGGGAUGGAAAGAACAGGCGACAUCUGGGGACCCGCUAUGACUCCAGGAAAGGUGCUUAUGACUGGGAUCUGUCCAUGAAACUGCACGACAGAGGGGCUGGGGUCAUUAACAGCAGAGAAUACAACUACUGGAGAGAGAAGGGCGUUGCUUUUAUGAACCGGGAAGGAGUUUAUGAUGUUCCCAACAAAACUCUGGCUUCUCAAAUGGUGGUACCACAGAGCAGUGGCAAAGUACUGACACGGGGCUACUGGGGAGAUAUUACUACCAGCCCUUACGUAGCUUUUGGAAUUGAAACGGAAGAGAAGAGCUUGCUAGAAACUGCCAACGGGGUUCAUGUUAAGAGUGCUCAAGAGAUUGCGCUGCACAACAUCAUAUCUUUGUUCCACGAGUUAGCCACUGGGAAAGUCUACUCCGUCCCGGCCUCUGGCCAAGCUGAAGCAGAACUGGUCAAGCCUGUCGGUGACUAUAAAACAAAUGGUGACCAAACAGCAGCGGAAACAAUUGAAGAAAAAGCUGAAGCUGAGGAUACAAAGCAAAGCAAAUAUAAAGGCUUCAUUACUCUGAACAAUGUGGAGAUUCAUUUCUUGCCACUCAGCUGGGUAAAUGAGCUUCACUGCAAGGGCAGAUUCACCAAUUUCUUCAACCUUCUCUAUUUCUCCUCCAGCAUGGUUCAUUUGCUGAAGCCGGAAUACAAAGUCAUUGCUGCCAGUAAAGCGACUCUUGUUUUGGAACUCACAAAAUUUAUGGUGGAUCUUCAGGCGGACAAAGUACAGAGCUACGUUUCUAUUGUGACCAAACUUGCCCAGGGCGCUGGAUUUACUUCGGAUGAACCCAUUGACUGGAAGACGCAUUAUAUCGCCAGAUUUGAACGAGGAGACGAUUCUGUAGAACUGCAAACUGCCCAAUGAAAAUGGCUUCUUCGAGGAGUUUCUGUUGGUGUUUUUCGUAUUUUUACUUUCCUUUCAGUCCACAUUUAUAUAUGUAUUUAUUGCCGUAUAAUGGAAGCUACAUAAAUACUGUUUUAAUAUAAA